AGUUGCGCAUUCAGUAUGGGUUCCGCACGUAAACGGCACCGUUUUACCCAUAAACAAAGGAAUCGAAGAAAAUCCGCUUUCACCAGCAGAAGGUGCAGAACUGGAAAAUAUUACAGAGAGACUGAUCUUUCUUCUUCUUCGUCUUCCGAAAAUAGGUUUAGGGUUUUCGUUUACGGAAAAUCCCCAAUUCAGUGACUUCAAAACAGCGUCGUUUCAUCACCACAUUCACGCCAAUGGGGACCGAACUGGUGGUCACAACGGACAGAGUCCAGAAGUUCUUUGGCGACCUGGACGAGCAGAGGGCGAUACUCUCCACCUCCACCAAGCUUUUCAUAACCCUCUCCGACCACUUUGAUUCCCUCCAGAAAUCUAUCUCCGAGAAAUCCUAUUCCCUCGAAUCCAAAACCCAAUCCCUCGAAUCCCGUACCCGCGAAAACUCACACUCUCUCGACCACCGGGAGGCUUCCAUCCCGGAGCGCGGGUCCUCCGCCGCCGCCAGAAUCGAGGAGCAGAAAGCCGCGGCCUUGGCAGAGGUGGAGAAGAAAGCAUCCGGCGAUUUGGAUUUGCCGGAGACCCUGAAAUCGUUUUGCAGGAAAAUGGACUCGCAGGGGUUGGUGAAGUUCAUCGUUUCGAAGCGGAAGGAGUCUAUAUCGCUCAGGGCGGAGAUUGUGCAGGCAAUUGCGGAGGCCGUGGACCCAUCAAGAUUGGUGCUUGAUGCAUUGGAAGAGUUUUUGGAUUCUAAAGCCAAGAAAUUGGGGGUUACCGAUAAGCGGUGGGCGUGCGGGCUGUUAGUUCAAGCUCUGUUUCCGGAGGGUAAGGCCGGCCCAAAAGGGCCGGAGUUUUCCAGGAGCAUGGUGGAGAGAGCGGCCGGGAUUGUAGAUACGUGGAAGGCGCGUAUGGAUGGAGAUUCAAACGGUGGUGGCUGGACGUUGGGGGCUGCGGAGGCGGUGAUGUUUGUGCAAAUGCUUGUUGGGUUUCGAUUGAAGGAGAAGUUCGGUGAGGAGUUCUUUCGGAAGUUGGUAAUGGAGCACGCAGCGAGGAGGGAUAUGGCAAAGCUCGCAGGGGCUUUAGAACUCGGAGAAAAAAUGGGAGAUGUCAUUGAUGAGUUAGUGAAGAAUGGCAAGGAGAUAGAGGCCGUAUAUUUUGCUUCUGAGUCUGGUUUAACUGAGAGUUUUCCUCCUGUUUCUCUGCUCAAAUCGUAUCUCAGGAACUCCAGAAGGAGUGCUACAAUCAUAUUGAAGAACGGAAAUAAUAGUGUGGCUGCAACUGAGGAGUCGAGCACUUUGGAGUUGAAUUCCAUCAAAGCAAUCAUCAAAUGUGUAGAAGACCACAAGCUUGAAUCAGAGUUUUCUCUUGAGAGCUUAAGAAAGCGGGCGACUCAUUUGGAGAAAGCAAAGACAGAAAGGAAGAAGAGCUCAGCAUCUUCCAGCAAGCCCCAUAAUAAUAAGCGAGCCUACGGUGGGGGUGGGGGUGGCGGCCAAGGGGUAGGACAGUCGUCAUUCCGCCCUGCCAAAGCAGCCAAGUUUUCCAAUUCCUACCCCUCCUUUACCAGGAGGAACCCAAAUCCUCUUCCACAACAUAGCCCCCCAACAAGAUAUUCUGGUCCUUACAGUUACCCGAGCCAAAGUGUGUUCGACGGUCCGACAGCACCAUCGUAUGGAUCCACAUAUGGAGCACCCCCUGCUCAAAGCCCCGCUGCUCUUCCUCAACACUACUCCCUCCCUGGGGACAGCAUGGGCGCUGCCAGGUUUGGAAGCAGUGGGGCUUAUGGUGGCGGCCAGACCAACUACGUCCCAUAUAAUUACUCGAAUGUUGCUCCACCGGCAUACCAGCCUCCCUCGUAUCCGCAAUAGCAAGAAGCAAAACAUAGGUCAGAUGAUAGUUGUGUGUAAUCUUGAGACAAAUCCCUCCUAACCGUACAAUGCUCCUAUUACAUCUGUUAGUCUAGACUUUAGAGAGUUGUAUUGUUUUGUGUACUUUGCCUCUCUCAACUAUUCCAAUCAAAGGUUAAACAAAAUACAAUGAACCAUACAUAACCGACCGUUUCUCA
Messenger RNA from Malus domestica (apple), 2050 nucleotides. Its product is annotated as FRIGIDA-like protein 4a. Lineage: Eukaryota; Viridiplantae; Streptophyta; Magnoliopsida; Rosales; Rosaceae. The record is from RefSeq and is a predicted model, not a curated record.